Rotaria sordida is the source of this 1476-nucleotide messenger RNA. Lineage: Eukaryota; Metazoa; Rotifera; Eurotatoria; Philodinida; Philodinidae. The record is from the annotation of a GenBank genome assembly.
AUGUUUGAUGAGAACGAAGAAGUACAUGUUCUAGUAGAAAAUGAAUUAUCACCAAAAGAACAGCAAGCACAAACAUCAACUGAACAUAAAUUAAAACAAGCAAAUACUCAAGAGAAAAAAAAAGGAGUAUUCAGAUCCGAAUGGUUAAAUGAAUUUAAAUUUUUAAAAGAAUAUAAAGCAGAUAAAAGUAAAGUAACAUGCAUGGCAUGUAACACCCAAUUUAAUGUUCAUUAUGGUGGAAAAAGUGAUGUUAUUCAGCAUUCAAAGUCUAAACAACAUUCUAAAAACAUGUUAACAUUCAAUAUUGAUCGCCAACUAAUUACCACAGCAAUUAAACCAACUCGUGAGAAAGACGAGAUAGCUGCUGCCGAAGCUACAAUAGUAUACCAUAGUGUUCGGCAUGGAAUUUCAUAUUUAGCUCAACAAUGCACAACUGAUGUUUUAAAAACUUUGUUUGCUUCAUCAUCUAUUGCUAAAUCUUUAUCAUGUGGAAAAACAAAAGCUGCAGCAAUAGCAACAAAUGUUUUAGCACCUUACUUUACACAUAUUGUUGUGGAAGAAAUCAAACUAGCUUUUCAUUACUCUCUUGCAUUUGAUGCUAGUAAUAAAGGCAAUUUAAAGACUUUUCCAUUUUGUAUUCAGUAUUUUUCAGAUAUAGGUGUCAAAAAAGAUUUCAUCGAUGAUUCAAGUGAAUCAGCAGUUGAUAUACAUCGAAAUGCUCGUCAAAUAUUAAACAAGUAUGGAUUAAGUAUAGAUGGUUUAACAGCAAUAGGUGCUGACAAUACAAAUGUCAAUGUGGGAGAGAACCAUAGUGUGUUUUCAUUGUUUCGUGAUGAAAAACCGAAUGUGAUCAAAGGUUCGUGUUAUAAUCAUAUUUUACAUAAUAGUGUGAAAUAUUCACAUAAAGUAUUACCUAUUGAUGUUGAAAAAAAUUUAUUGACUAUUUAUACUCACUUUUCUCGAUCAGCUAAAAGAAUAGCUGAACUUAAAUCGUAUUAUGAAUUUUAUGAACAAGAUUACAUGGUGAUCCUGAAACAUAUAAAAUUACGUUGGUUAACAUUAUAUACAUCAAUAGAGAGAUUAUUGCAAGUCUUUACACCUAUCAAAAAUUACUUUUUAUCUCUUGAUGAUGAUUGUCCUAAAGAACUUCAAGAAUUUUUUUCAUCUGAAGAAGGACACUGUGUUCUUAGUUUUUUAGAAUAUAUUCUCCAUAUUAUUCAAAAAUCAAAUUUAAAAUUACAAAGGCAAUAUUUGUCUGCUGUUAGUUUACAUCAAAUUAUAACAGAUUUAAAAAUCAAUUUGCAACAGAGAUUAAUUUCGUCGUUUUAUGGUACAAGUUGUCGAUUAAAAUUAUCUCGAUUAGAACCAAAUGUAGCUGAUAAAUUAAAAAUUUCAUUUGCCCGAUUCAUCGAACGAGUUAUUGAAUAUAUUGAUGAAUAUUAUUUGUUGAAAAAAAAGACAAACAUGGAAAAGUAA